Molecule: messenger RNA, 6456 nt
Organism: Lethenteron reissneri (Far Eastern brook lamprey)
Lineage: Eukaryota; Metazoa; Chordata; Hyperoartia; Petromyzontiformes; Petromyzontidae
Product: heme transporter FLVCR2-like
Biological process (GO): heme export; transmembrane transport
Cellular component (GO): membrane
Molecular function (GO): heme transmembrane transporter activity; heme binding
Source: RefSeq, a predicted model, not a curated record
UUGACGGAUUGCGGUGAUGAUAAGAGCUCGUGGUUGGUGGCUGUGUGUGUGUGUGCCUCGGGGGUAGGGGUGCAUCGUGUGGUAUUUGGUCAUCUGGCACAGUGUCAGCUGCCUCGCCACGGCUUCUCUUGUAUAGAAUCACGCGGGGAUGUGUGCCUGAAUGCACGCCUCUGUGCCCCUGUUUAAACACAAUGGUAAUGAUGUAAUUAUUUUAAACCACAGAGCAAGUCUGUUAGGAGUUAGUGUUCUCCAUUCAGACGUCGUCUGCGGAUCGAUCCUGCCAUACGUUUAUAAACAGUAUAAAGUUAUCGAAGAGUGUACAUCGUGUAUCAUUAUCUUGUGGUGGUGGUGGUCUGUAUCGGCGGGUGGAACACGUGGUUCGGACUAUGGACAACUUCACGCUACGCGUUUUCUGCUGCUGGUAACAAUAAUGAUUUAGAGAUUAUUACUCGAGCAAAGCUUGUGGGCUCAGAUAAAGCGGCCGUGUGUGUGGAUGUUGACACGGGCAAUUGCGAAAACCGCUCCCAUUAACUCUCCACACCAUCAUUGCGUGAACGAACGAACGAGAAGAGGACGUCCCUCACUCACUCGGAGUGAGAGCUCUUUCAAAAGUGCCAACAUCAUUUAUUAUUGACGACCGACUCGGAGGUUUGCGACUAUUGCAGCUGCCACGUGAAUCAACAGACGCCUCCAGUGAAUAACGGAAGUCCACGCGGUAUUUAAUCCGACAGUGCCGUAAGCGAUCAUUAUAAUACGACGACCUUUUAAUUGUAAUUUACGUUUGUAAGGGUGCCGCUGCCAGCGUGGCAAUUCCUUAAAAGAAGCCACAGGGUUAAAGUGAAAUAGCGAGGCCGCGUGGCAGGACACAGCUGCUGUGUGUGACAGCCAUCACCCCCACCACCAUCAACAUCACACACACAUAGACAGCCAACAUCACACACACACACACAGACACACAGUCAGCCAACAUCACACACACAGAGACAGUCAACACCACACACACACACAGUCAGCCAACAUCACACACAGCCACACAGUCAGUCAGCCAACAUCACACACACACAGACAGUCAACAUCACACACACACAGACAUCACAGACACACACACACAGUCAACAUCACACACACACAGACAUCACAGACACACACACAGACAUCACAGACACACACACAGACAUCACAGACACACACACACAGUCAGCCUUGCGGCGGCGGCAGCAUAGUCGGGAGAAUGAAACAAAAGGCGCCAUCCGGCGAUGGUGUUGAAGGAGCCGCGGCUACCACUGCUGCUGCUGCUGGUGCUUAUGGUGUUGAUGGUGGUGUUGAUGGUGAUGGUGGUGGUGCCGCCGGGGACUCGGAUCGCUGUCACCCCUCGCCCAGCCCUGACGAGUCGGCGGGUGUCGUGGAGACGCGCCUGUUCCGCCGUCGUUGGGUCAUCGUGUUCGUGUUCAGCGCCUACUCGCUCACCAGCGCCUUCCAGUGGAUCCAGUACGGCAUCAUCAACAACAUCUUCGCCGGCUACUACGACGUGAGCACCACGGACGUCGACUGGCUGUCCAUGGUCUACAUGCUGUGCUACAUCCCGCUCAUCUUCCCGUCCGCGUGGCUGCUUGACACCCGCGGCCUGCGCCUCGUGGCGCUGCUCGGCUCGUUCCUCAACUGCGUGGGCGCGUGGGUGAAGACGGCCAGCGUGAAGCCCCAUCUGUUCGGCGUCACCGUGUUCGGCCAGCUCACGUGCGCCAUCGCCCAGGUCUUCAUCCUGGGCCUCCCGUCUCGCAUCGCCUCCGUCUGGUUCGGCUCCGGGGAGGUCUCCACUGCCUGCUCCAUUGGAGUCUUCGGCAACCAGCUCGGCGUGGCCGUGGGGUUCCUCCUGCCGCCCAUGCUGGUGCCCGCCUCGGACGACAAGGAGGUGCUCAGCUUCCACAUCCGCGUCAUGUUCUUCGGCACGGCGGCCAUCGCCACCGCGCUCUUCGUCAUCGUGCUGAUCGUGUUCAGGGAGGAGCCCCCCGUGCCACCGAGCCAUGCGCAGGCCAUGCGCAGGCAGACGAGGCGGAGCGAUUACUCAUACUGGCAAUCGAUCCGACGGCUGCUUACCAACAAAGCCUUUGUGCUUCUCAUCAUCACAUAUGGCAUCAACACUGGCUCCUUCUACUCCGUGUCCACGCUGCUCAACCCGAUGUUCAUCCACCACUACCAGGGCCAAGAAGUGAACGCCGGUCGCGUGGGGCUGACGAUCGUUGUGGCCGGGGUGCUGGGCUCUCUGCUGUGCGGCGUUUGGCUUGAUCGCACCAAGAAGUUCAAGCAGACGACUUUUGCGGUGUACUGCCUGUCCUUCACCGGGAUGAUCAUCUUCACGUUCACGCUGAACCUCGGACACCUCUGGGUGGUCUUCGUGACCGCUGGAGUGCUCGGGUUUUUCAUGACGGGCUACAUCCCACUGGGCUUUGAGUUUGCGGCUGAGCUGACCUACCCGGAGUCAGAGGGGACAUCGUCUGGGCUUCUCAAUGCAGCUGCUCAGCUGUUUGGCUUGAUCUUCACGGUGGUGCAGGGACAACUCACUAAACACUUCUCACCGCUCGUUGGCAACAUUUUCAUUUGCUGCAGCCUCCUGCUGGGCACUAUGCUCACAGGCCUCAUCAAGGCGGACCUGCGCAGGCUGAAGGCGAACCUCGAGAGAGGGACGGCCCAGCUCUGCAGCCUGGACGAUGGGCCCGAGCGGGCGCUGGACGGGCCGGUGCCCGGCUAUGUGCCCGUGGACCAGGGCUCCCCGUGACCGCCCGUUGCCCCCAGCACACGAGCGUGGCGUACAUCCCAGCGGCUGCCGUCAGCAAACCUGAACCCAACCUGAACAGAUACUCAGACGAAACGUUGUUUAUUUUACCAGGUAAGGCGCGACUUGAUCGCACUUUGCAGCUCUGUUUCAGAAGCGACCUGGCCACGUACGAUAGCCUAAAGGAGUGGCUUGUCGCGUGGAAAUUUACAGCAGCCAGAUACUCUAAACCCAACCCGAACCCAACAAAGACUCAGCCACGAGAUGCAAUGAGCGUGCUGCUGCUGCUGCGUACACUCGUGGCAGCGUCCGCAGAACAAACAGCCGUGACACGUGGUGUGUCGCUCGCCAUCAUCACUGUUGCACUUCCCCCUCGUAUUGCCCGGCCUGUGCCAUUGCCAAGUCGUCGCGUCCACGCGCGUGAGCGCAGACGUCUUGUGUGUUCCGUGUGCGUGUGUGUGCCCGUCCCAAUGCAUUGUCGAUUGCAAAAGCACAACCGUAGCUGUGCAUGCACUUGUGAUUGUGUUCUGAACAAAUGCCCUCUUUUUUUGUUUAUAACAAAAGACGGAGUGGAGCUCAUUUUAACACAAGAGUCCGUCUCUUUUAAGGACUCGAGUUCAUUCCUCAAGUCGAGGUGAACAUAAUGUGUCCCACUGGUCGUCUGUGAAAAAGAGCGUCAUAGCUCAUAGGAUUACCUCCGGCCUCAGUAAAGAUUCUGAUGAAGGAAGGUAAAGCGGGAAUGUAGGUGAAGUUGAAGAGUCGUCACUUAAGCGAGGAUUUUACUUUUCAAUAAGAGCCCGGUACAGAGCACAGAGCGCCACGCAGGUAGGAGGGCUACAGAAACUCCACGGACCUCAGUCCCGAACUCUGCAGCUCCCGGGAUGAGAGACGGGGGUUGGAGAUUGGGCUCACCGCCCCACCAAAGUGGUGACCGGGAGCGUGGUACCUCAACAACUUGACGUGGAGGUGAACAAGCAGUGGUGGUGCUGCUGCUGGUCGGUUGGGGGGCCCGAUGCAGAACACUGAUUAUUUAUCAACUCCGAGUGGAGGUGUUGGAAGAGAUGUGGAGAGUAGAUAGAGAUGUCGUGAGAUUAUAGUAUAGAAAGAUGCACACGGAACAGAGUUGUAGACGUCAAAGAAGGCGCAAGAUGAAAGAGACGCAGACAACAGCAAGGCGAGAGAUAAAUUCACCCUUUUUAUGUUAGAUGGGUUUUUAAUAUUCUUUGGGUCUUUCGGUGAAGUCACGUAAAUAGGUUCAAACAAAAUAACAAAAAACUACGACGUUUCGAUCACAACACAUGCGAUUAUCGUUUUUUUCCUCCUCCUGAUGACGACCGCUUGUGUUGCAAUCGAAACGUCGUCGUUUUCUGUUAUUUUCUUUCAACCUAUCUACGUGCCUUUACCGAAAGCCCCAAAGAAUAUGAAUUCCUGCAGUCAUGAAAGCUUUAAGUGAAGAUUUAGGUUUUUAAUGUUGAUUAGGAUAUGAAUUCGAGCUGAUAGUGGAUGCUGCCUGAGGCCCUCGGGUUUUUGCUUUGAUUCAACUUGUGACGAUCGCCACCAGUGAAGUCAAGUAAAACAGAAUUCAGUCAGGAUCAGGUCAGCUGUGCUCACGGAGGGUCUGGUGCCGAGCGAUGCCCUCACGUAAACACAGCUCUACUGGGCAAUGGCACCGCACACACGCGGCGUUGACGUCCAGCGUAUCACUCUAUCGAGACGUCGCCGUUGUGAAUGUCAACAUGUCACGUGGACAUCUUGGCGGCAACUAUCCCAUGGCAGCAUGUUUCGCAACUCCGAUUAGCACGGUUGGCUAACGUACGGUGCGGAAUAGGUUUAACACGCACACGUGCAUGUUUUAUAAUGCAACACGGGAGUUAUUUACACAGGGAGAACGGCCUCGCAGAUUCCCAAGGCACGUGUUAUGAGGGUCCCACUUUGGAUGUUCUGCGUCAUGUUGGAGGAGGCUUGGAGUGCCUGGAGGGAACCCCCACUCGUGCCAGGAGGUCACAAUGCAACGUGACACAGGUCGACAAACUCUACUCUGGCUCCUGUCUCCCGCACACAAGCGGUUGCCCCGCUCGUGAUACCAGCCAGCUCGGUUCAGCGCAGGACGAUCAGUUGAGUCGUGAUAAGAGGGAGACAAUUCAUGGUGCUGUCAAAUUCGCUUAUGGGUUGUUGUUUUUUUUGUCAACGGAGCUCUGAAUUUUGACACUAAUGAAAAAUCACGUGGCAUUUGGUACAAAGAAGGAAGAUCUGAGCAACGCUUGGAAACUUUACGAGUAAUCUGUGUUCCAUGAACGUGCGUGGUCUCGACAGGGUAUGAAAUGUUUUUACGACCAAGAGCACUGCUCCCUCUUUCUGAAGCGAGCGUUGCAAGUGCCUUGCUCACAUUCUCAUCUGUCAGCUCUGCGCAUCCUUCAAUACAUUUUCAUUGAAAGCACCGAUUUGUCACGGUCUGUAAGGCAACCGACUCCUGAUUGCCACAUUAAUGUCAUGGAUUGGCAGACAUUUAGAUAUCGUAUUUGCUGUGACUUUACGUGUGUGUUUAAUCCACGGAAUGGUGUUUCGAACCGUUUACAGAUGCGUGUGUUUUGUUGCGUGCCAAUUCAUACCGUUUGACCGGGUGAACCGUCAACAAGCUUACAUCACUACUGAGGUGUAUUGAGGCGUGAGAUCGGUUUGGGGAAAUAGUGUUGCUCGUUUAUUGUUGACGAGAAUGUAAUGACAAACAUUAGUUAAGACUCCAAGCGUGUCUCCAACUGAAGUAAUGACUGGGUGCUCAUAUUGACACUUUGUACAGAUUGUGCAGUCACUGCAAUGCACUGUUAUUGACAACUUCUUUGCCACACUGAGAUAUCUAUUUUUUCCAACGUAAAAACUUGUGCGCGUAAUACUCUCUUUAUCUAAUGCACAAGAGGAAUAGGGGAUGGCUCGUUUGUUUUGUCCUUUGGAGAUGCGUGCAUCGAAUGAGAUUCAAUUUUCUUUCGUGGAUCGCAAUCGUCACUAUUUUCCUCUUGUUGAGCACUUGCGGUAAAUGACGAAAUGUAACAAUAUUUAACCCACAUAUAAGAAUAGGUGUUACCCUUUAUGGCAAUAAAACAGUGGUGUUAAGAUGUUAAAACACCAAACUGAAACCUUUAGCAAGGAAUCAUGUCUGCAUUAACCACACGUACUUGUGUUGAACAUGCAAACAGAAGACAUGCCCUGAUAGUAGAUGAUGAUGCGUUGUCUUUGAAACUGAUUGGUCCACACCAGAGACGGCUUUCUUGAGAGCGUCGUCUCAAACAGUGGCGUUGAACACAAAUCGGCAACACAGGCAUUGUAGUCAAGUUUUAAUACACUAAGCUCUAACUGGGUGCAGCUACAUUAUUUAUACGAAUGUGUUCUUGCGUUGUGUUGAUUCUAGGUUUCUGUACAGCUGUGCAAACAUAUUUGUGUAAUGAUUACUAAUGACGUGCCAUCAAGUCAAAGAUAAAAAUCCAUCCACAACGCUUCUGGUGUGUGGAAGAACGCAGUGGAUUAUACAUAUAUUGACUUUAAAUUAUAUAAUUCUGAUGUGUCCUCACGAAAUAUAUUUUUACUAAAAUACCUCUUAUUGACUGAACAAACCAGCUUCGUUCACUUUGAGUAUGUAAUAACAAACCGUGAUUUAACUUUGUAUUCAAUAAACCGAGCAUGAUUACUUGUCA